GGAAAAUACUGGUGUGCUGUGAGCAGGACAUGGUAUUAUAAAAGACAUCUACACUGAAGUUAAACUGGAAAUAAGACAAGACAUCUGCUGUGAUGAAAUGAAUAAAAUCCAAAGUCAUGAGGAAGCCUCAGUGUCCAUCAGCUGUCCGUAUGAGUCUCAGGAUAAGAACAACCUGAAGUACCUCUGCAGAGGAAAGCAGCCCUCCACAUGUCUGCAGCAGGCAGUAAUCACCUCAGACAACACCCAGAACAGACGGUUCAGACUCACCGAUGACAAGACGACAAGAUUCACAGUGAACAUUGCCAGUCUGACUCUAGAAGAUUCUGGGUUGUACCUUUGUGGUGUCCAUAGAAACACAGGACUGGAUGUUUUUACUGCUGUUGAGCUAAAGGUCAAAGAAUGGUGCUGUGUGAAGUCAAAGAACAUGAGCGGCAUUGUGGGACGUGCAGUAACUCUGCAGUGUCCUUAUCCACCACAACACCAGAACAACAGGAAGUUCCUCUGCAAAGGAGACAAACACAACAGCUGCACAGAUAUGAUGAACCAAAGCAGGGUCACACUGCACAAUGACUUGAACAGAGCUUUCUUGGUCACAAUCAAGGACCUGGAAGCAGGUGAUGCUGGGACGUACUGGUGUGGAUCAGAUGCACAGUGGAGUGUUGGAACCUACACCAAGAUUCAUCUAUCAGUAGACAGUCCACAACUGACCACCAUCAGCACCAGUACUGAAGGGGUUACACCACCAUCACCAUCUGUACUCGAUGCCGGUCUCUAUGUGGUUCUCCCUGUUUCUGCGGUGCUGCUGCUAAUCAUGGCAUCUGUGCUGGUAAUAGUUUAUAAGCACAAAUGUUCCAAAGACAGAGGAGACAGAAGCAAACCAAAGACUGUGGACCCACAGGGAGUGGUGGAUUCAGAGGAUCUUUAUGAAAAUCAUGAUGCUGUUGUAAAAAUGAAGCGUUACCAUCCUGAUGAUACCGAUGAGGACCAACCAGACUAUAAAGACGUCUCAUCAGAGCAAAUCUACAACAAUGAAUUCUAGAGUAAAACCAAUAAAUGAAGAAGAACCUUGAACAUUGAAGGUUAUCUCUGGGAUUAAUUAAAUAUUUUCUUUUUUUAUUUAAUUUAAUCUCAUAUUUGUAUCCUCACUUGAGGACCCUCCAAUAAACGUUUUUCCUCCUCAAUCCUACUUUUAGGAAUAGACACCUUUAGUUUACUUUCUGAGUUACAAACAUCUCUAAGGUGCUCUUUAUUAUUAUACCUGAUCAUGUUUCUGACCUGUUGGCAAUUAGUCUAAAUUUCUGGAUCAUGUUCCUCCAACUGUGUCUUUUUAGUAUAAUUUACUAUGACAGUCUGUAGUUGUCCUUGGUCCUGCCUUU
This is a messenger RNA of Melanotaenia boesemani (Boeseman's rainbowfish), 1376 nucleotides long. Its product is annotated as polymeric immunoglobulin receptor-like. The transcript has 7 exons. The record is from RefSeq and is a predicted model, not a curated record. Bases 98 to 1039 code for a protein of 313 amino acids. Lineage: Eukaryota; Metazoa; Chordata; Actinopteri; Atheriniformes; Melanotaeniidae.